AUGGCGGUGGCAAUAUCCGCGCCGUGCUUCCCGCCGUGCUUGGGCUCCGCCUUCCCCCGGGCCGGUCCCGGCCCAGCCGCUCCCCCCCCACCGGAGCCGGUGCUUCGGUACCGGUUCCCCUGCGGUGCAAAGCCUGGGCCUGGCGCGGCAGCGCCGGGGCAGUGCGGGCCGGCAGCAGCUCUGUGGAGCGGAGAGGCCGCUCUCUGCCAGGCCGGCUUGGGCUAUUCGGAGUCCCCAGACCUGGAGUUUGAAUAUGCAGAUACUGACAAAUGGGCAGCAGAGCUCUCUGAGCUGUACAGCUACACGGAAGGGCCGGAGUUCCUGCUCAACCGCAAGUGCUUUGAGGAGGACUUCAGGAUCCACGUACGGGACAAGAAAUGGACCGAGCUGGACAAGAACCAGCACCGCACUCACGCCAUGCGGCUUCUCGACGGGCUGGAGGUCACCGCGCGGGAGAAGAGGCUGAGGGUUGCCCGAGCCAUCCUUUACGUUGCCCAAGGCACGUUUGGGGAGUGCGGCUCCGAGGCCGAGGUGCAGGCUUGGAUGAGGUAUAACAUCUUCCUCUUGCUGGAAGUGGGGACGUUCAACGCUUUAGUGGAGCUGCUGAACAUGGAGAUUGAUAACAGCGCGGCUUGCAGCAGUGCCGUGAGGAAGCCGGCCAUCUCCCUGGCUGACAGCACGGACCUGAGGGUGCUGCUGAACAUCAUGUACCUGAUCGUGGAGACUGUUCGACAGGAGGCUGAGGGGGACAAGCCCGAGUGGAAGAGCAUGAGACAAACCUUCCGAGCCGAGCUGGGAGCCCCCCUGUACAACAACGAGCCCUUCUCCGUCAUGCUCUUUGGGAUGGUGACCAAAUUCUGCAGCGGCCAUGCUCCACACUUCCCCAUGAAGAAGGUGCUGCUCUUGCUCUGGAAAACUGUGCUGUGCACCCUGGGGGGCUUUGAGGAGCUCCAGAGCAUGAAGGCAGAGAAGCGGGAGAUCCUGGGCCUCCCGCCGCUCCCGGAGGACAGCAUUAAAGUGAUCCGCAACAUGCGAGCUGCCUCCCCGCCCGCAUCCGCCUCCGAUCUGAUCGAGCAGCAGCAGAAGCGAGGCCGGCGGGAGCACAAGGCCCUGAUUAAGCAGGAUAACCUCGAUGCCUUUAAUGAGCGAGACCCUUACAAAGCUGAUGACUCCCGUGAGGAAGAGGAGGAAAAUGAUGAUGACAACAGCCUGGAGGGAGAGACCUUCCCCCUCGAACGGGAUGAAGUGAUGCCUCCCCCCAUUCAGCAUCCCCCCAGCGACCGCAUCACCUGCCCCAAGGGGCUGCCUUGGGCCCCCAAGGUCCGAGAGAAGGACAUUGAGAUGUUCCUGGAGUCCAGCCGCAGCAAGUUCAUCGGCUACACCCUGGGCAGGGAGGGUCCCCCAGAGCGGGGCGGGCGCUCUGGGGGGGGGCACAAGUACACGUCGAUCGCGGAGGUGCAAGUGCACAUGGAGGACGAGUACCUGCGCUCCCCGCUCUCCGGGGGGGAAGAAGAAGUGGAGCAAGUCCCUGCGGAGAUCCUGUACCAGGGCCUUCUGCCAAGCCUGCCGCAGUACAUGAUUGCUCUGCUGAAGAUCCUCCUUGCUGCAGCCCCCACCUCCAAAGCCAAGACGGACUCCAUCAACAUCCUGGCAGACGUCUUGCCGGAGGAGAUGCCGACCACAGUGCUGCAGAGCAUGAAGCUGGGGGUCGAUGUCAAUCGGCACAAGGAGAUCAUCGUCAAAGCCAUUUCUGCUGUGCUGCUCCUCCUGCUCAAGCACUUCAAGCUGAAUCACAUCUACCAGUUUGAGUACAUGGCCCAGCAUCUGGUCUUCGCCAACUGCAUCCCACUCAUCCUGAAGUUCUUCAACCAGAACAUCAUGUCCUACAUCACUGCCAAGAACAGCAUUUCCGUCCUGGACUACCCGUACUGCGUGGUGCACGAGCUGCCGGAGCUGACGGCAGAGAGCCUGGAAGCCGGAGACAACAACCAGUUUUGCUGGAGGAACCUCUUCUCCUGCAUAAACCUCCUGCGCAUCCUGAACAAGCUGACCAAGUGGAAGCAUUCCCGCACCAUGAUGCUGGUGGUCUUCAAGUCAGCACCCAUCCUGAAGCGGGCGCUGAAGGUGAAGCAGGCCAUGAUGCAGCUCUACGUGCUGAAGCUGCUCAAGGUACAGACCAAAUACCUGGGCCGGCAGUGGAGGAAGAGCAACAUGAAGACCAUGUCGGCCAUCUACCAGAAAGUGCGGCACCGUCUCAACGACGACUGGGCUUACGGCAACGACCUGGAUGCCCGACCCUGGGACUUCCAGGCGGAGGAGUGCGCCUUGCGCGCCAGCAUUGAGCGUUUCAACUCGCGUCGCUACGACCGGGCGCACAGCAACCCCGAUUUUCUGCCCGUGGACAACUGCCUGCAGAGCGUGCUGGGCCAGCGCGUGGACCUGCCCGAGGAUUUCCAGGUCAACUACGACCUGUGGCUGGAGCGGGAGGUCUUCUCCCGACCCAUCUCCUGGGAGGAGCUGCUGCAGUGACGGACGACGGAGAGGCAGGAGGGGGUGCUUUGGGGAGAUCU
This is a messenger RNA of Nipponia nippon (crested ibis), 2570 nucleotides long. The record is from RefSeq and is a predicted model, not a curated record. NCBI's taxonomy places the organism in Eukaryota, Metazoa, Chordata, Aves, Pelecaniformes, Threskiornithidae.